Plenodomus lingam JN3 is the source of this 1305-nucleotide messenger RNA. RefSeq lists its product as uncharacterized. The record is from RefSeq and is a predicted model, not a curated record. NCBI's taxonomy places the organism in Eukaryota, Fungi, Ascomycota, Dothideomycetes, Pleosporales, Leptosphaeriaceae.
AUGCGCAUCAUCAUCAUUGGCCUAGUCGGCCUAGUCGGGCUGGUCUCCUCCACUCCCUCACUCUACACACCGGGUCCCGUUGCCUCCAACGCCUACCUAGGUUCUGCUCUGGCUACCGCCGGUGACAUUGUUGUCUGCCAGGAUACCCUCGAUGCUCGUGCUUGCAACACUAUCCACGCUCAAGGCACCUGCGCCACGCUCCCUACUAGCGUCUCCCACAAGGUCCGCAACAUCUACCAAGCAAAGGGUAGCGUGUGCAAGUACUUUGACAAGGACUGCUCUGCGCAUGAGCCCGUGGUCAGCAUCAAUAGCAAUGACCGAAGCCUAUGGCUGAAUCUCGCACCAGGGAUUGGCGAUAGGAUUGGGCUUGUACUUUGUCGCAAUGACUGGCCCAAGGCUGACUCUCCCGGGGGAAAUAGAGGGUAUCCUUUCUGUUAUUGGGAGGGAACGAAGAACAAGUAUAUUUGUAAAGAAUAUCCUGGUUGCCAUCUUAAUCACGAUAAAAGCGAGUACAUCUGUCCCGGUAUUACUAGUCCCGAUCCUCAAGCCAGCAACGACACUAUCGUGGCACAAAAUCCUGGCUGCCACUUCAAUGUAAAGAACGAGUAUGUCUGCGCCAAAGAGACCUCAGCCAAUGACAGCGAUGACAGCCAACAUGACCCGACUUCUGUCCGGCUCUGCAACAAGCAAGACUGCCUCAACGUCGACGCCAAAACUAGCCCUGUACUACCCAAUCAGUAUUUCCACCAGACCCAGUACCUCAUCCAGCACAAAGGUUCAGUAUGCUGGUUCUACGAAAAGGACUGCUCCGUUACCGAAAGCCCCAUCUUCGGUCAAGUAGCCAGGGACUCAGAUCUCAAAUUAUACGGACCCGCUGUUGCCCUGUUCGGUGCAAUCCGAUGUGAGUCGCUGACUCGCGAGCGCCGUCACCGUCAACGCUCCGUCAUGGAGUCCCGUAGGGUAACAUCUGCACCCGAACCCCUCGCCAUCACUGCCACACCCUCAGACGCCUCUGCCAGCUCUGUCUCACCCCCUGGCAACCCCACCACAAUCAAGUUCUGCAAUGUGCAAGGCAGCGGAUCAGCCUGCGUGUGGCUACCUGCUCCUGACAAGUGCACGCUUUUCCCCGAGGACUGGGUGCUCAAGGCGCUCACGGUCCAUCAGGAGAAGGGUAGUAUUUGUAAAUACUACCUUGAUGACUGCAAUGGCCUGGUCAUGCAUGAGUUUGCUACACGGGAUACCGGUUUUACGUUCGGUGGGCCUGGUCUCAUUGCUUGGGGUGCGGUUUCGUGCAGCGUACUCUGA